AUGGAUCAUUCAUAUACUGCUAUCGAGAAGCGUGUCUCAGAGGCUGUUAAAAGCGUACAGGGUGAAAAGAAACCCAAAAUAGCUGAGUUGGCGCGUGUUUUUAAUGUACCAUACGAUGGGCUUCGGCGUAGCUUUCAGGGUGGACCAUCACGGUCGGAUCUCGGCGUGAUUGUUCAGUGGUACAAUGUUCUUGAACUCUAUAUUCAAGAUAUUAGCCGAGAAAUAUCUACAACUUUGACGAAAUCGGCUUUCAAAUUGGACAAGGAAAAGCUCAAAAAAUUGUCUCUUCCCGUGGCCAAAAAGCCUCAAGAUUUAAAUCUCAAGAGACUCGAGAAUCACUCACCGCUAUCGAGUGUAUCGCUGCCGAUGGCUGGUCAGUACUGCCGUUCUUCGUCGUUAAAGGACAGUGCCAUCUCGAGCGGUGAUUUCAACCCACACUUUCAGACGGGACUGUGA
Messenger RNA from Aspergillus tanneri, 456 nucleotides. RefSeq lists its product as uncharacterized. The transcript has a single exon. The coding region runs from base 1 to 456 and encodes 151 amino acids. The record is from RefSeq and is a predicted model, not a curated record. Lineage: Eukaryota; Fungi; Ascomycota; Eurotiomycetes; Eurotiales; Aspergillaceae.